Molecule: messenger RNA, 15291 nt
Organism: Tachyglossus aculeatus (Australian echidna)
Lineage: Eukaryota; Metazoa; Chordata; Mammalia; Monotremata; Tachyglossidae
Gene: BIRC6
Product: baculoviral IAP repeat containing 6
Biological process (GO): apoptotic process; regulation of cytokinesis; negative regulation of apoptotic process
Cellular component (GO): nucleus
Molecular function (GO): cysteine-type endopeptidase inhibitor activity; ubiquitin conjugating enzyme activity
Source: RefSeq, a predicted model, not a curated record
AUGGUGACGGGCGUCGGGGCCGCCCCUCCCGCUCCUCCCCCCGCCGCUCCUCCCGCGGGUCCUCCGGGGCCCGGCCCGAUUGUGCCCGCCGGCGGGAAGAUGGCGGCGGCGGCGGCGGGGUCGGCGGCGUCCGCGUCGUCUCCGCCUCACCCUCCGCCCGCUCCCGCUCCCCCUCCGCCGCCGUCGGCGGGCUGCUCGGGCUGGUCGGCGCGCUGGGGCUGCCGCCCGGCGGCCGCCGCGUCGUCGUCGUCGUCGCCGCCGUCGUCGGUCCCGGAGUGGUCGGUGGUGCGGGACGGCCGGCUGCGCGGGGACGCCGACGGGCUGCACAGCCUGGCCUACCACCCGGCGCUCAACGCCAUCCUGGCCGUCACCGCCCGCGGGGACAUCCGGGUCAUCGACGGCACCUCCGGGGCCACCCUGCAGGCCUCCAAGCUCGCCGCGAAACCAGGUGGACGAGUAAAAUGUCAGUAUAUUUCUGCGGUGGAUAAAGUGAUCUUUGUGGACGAUUAUGCAGUGGGAUGUAGAAAAGACCUUAAUGGCAUCUUGUUGCUGGACACAGCUCUGCAAACUCCGGUGUCCAAACAGGAUGAUGUGGUGCAGCUUGAAUUACCCGUUACAGAGGCUCAGCAACUGUUAUCUGCUUGUGUAGAGAAGGUAGAUGUUUCUAGUACAGAGGGAUAUGAUUUAUUCAUUACACAGCUAAAAGAUGGACUAAAAAAUACCUCGCAUGAGACAGCAGCAAAUCACAAAGUUGCAAAGUGGGCAACGGUUACGUUUCAUCUUCCUCAUCAUGUAUUGAAGUCUGUCGCCAGUGCCAUUGUAAAUGAACUCAAGAAAAUCAAUCAAAAUGUUGCUGCCUUACCUGUAGCCUCCUCUGUGAUGGACAGGUUGUCUUACCUCUUACCUAGUGCACGGCCAGAACUCGGAGUAGGGCCCGGUCGAUCCGUAGACAGGUCAUUGAUGUAUAGCGAAGCUAACAGGCGGGAAACAUUCACCUCGUGGCCUCAUGUAGGGUACAGGUGGGCACAGCCCGACCCUAUGGCUCAAGCUGGCUUCUAUCACCAGCCCGCCUCUUCAGGAGAUGACCGAGCCAUGUGUUUUACGUGUAGUGUGUGUCUGGUUUGUUGGGAGCCUACUGAUGAACCUUGGUCUGAACAUGAGAGACAUUCCCCUAACUGCCCGUUUGUGAAAGGUGAACACACACAGAAUGUACCCUUGUCGGUCACACUUGCAACAAGUCCAGCCCAGUUUCCCUGCACUGACGGCACUGACAGGAUAUCCUGUUUUGGGUCUGGGAGCUGCCCUCAUUUUCUAGCUGCUGCAACAAAACGAGGAAAGAUCUGCAUUUGGGAUGUUUCCAAGCUUAUGAAGGUGCACUUGAAGUUUGAGAUCAAUGCCUAUGAUCCGGCUAUCGUGCAGCAGCUGGUCUUGUCAGGGGAGCAAAGUGCGGGAGUUGACUCGAGGAGGCCAACGUUAGCGUGGCUGGAAGACUCCUCCAGCUGCUCAGAUAUACCCAAAUUGGAAGGAGACAGUGAUGACUUACUGGAGGAUUCGGACAGUGAAGAGCACUCGAGAUCAGAAUCAGUGACAGGGCAUACGUCCCAGAAGGAAGCCAUGGAGGUGAGCCUGGAUAUAACAUCCCUGAGCAUCCUCCAGCAGCCCGAGAAACUUCAGUGGGAGAUUGUGGCCAAUGUCCUUGAAGAUACGGUUAAGGAUCUCGAAGAACUAGGGGCAAACCCCUGUUUAGCCAACUGUAAGAGCGAAAAGCCGAAGGAGAAGCACCUGGAACAACCCACCAUUCCCUUUCCCUGCUUGUUAGCUGGAGGUCUGUUGACUUACAAAUCUCCCGCCACCUCCCCCAUCAGCAGUAACUCUCAGAGGUCGCUGGAUGGCUUAAGUCGGACGCGGGGCGAAAGCGUAUCGGAGCAAGGGUCAACCGACAACGAGUCCUGCACUAAUUCCGAACUGAACUCCCCUCUGGUGAGGAGGACUUUGCCCAUCUUGCUCCUGUACAGCAUCAAGGAGUCCGACGAAAAGGCGGGGAAGAUCUUCUCGCAGAUGAACAACAUCAUGAGCAAAAGUUUACACGACGACGGUUUCACGGUGCCGCAGAUCAUCGAGAUGGAGCUGGACAGCCAGGAGCAGCUGCUGUUGCAGGACCCCCCCGUGACGUACAUCCAGCAGUUCGCCGACGCGGCGGCCAGCCUCGCCUCUCCGGACUCCGACAAGUGGAAUGCCGUGUUUCCCAAGCCCGGGACCCUGGUUCAGUGUUUGCGGUUGCCAAAGUUCGCGGAGGAGGAGAACCUCUGCGUUGACUCCAUCACCCCGUGCGCGGACGGAGUUCACUUGCUGGUGGGGCUGCGGACUUGCCCCGUCGAGUCCCUGAGUGCAAUAAAUCAAGUGGAGGCCUUGAAUAAUUUAAACAAAUUAAACUCGGCGCUGUGCAACCGAAGGAAGGGCGAGCUGGAGCCCAGUAUGGCGGUGGCCAACGGCACGGGGAUCGACGUGAUCCAGCACGAAUCUCCUGCGGACGCGCAGACCCCUUUAAUCAUUCAGCCCGAGCAGAGGAGCGUGAGCGGCGGCUAUCUCGUGCUGUACAAAAUGAACUACGCCACCCGGAUCGUCACCCUGGAGGAGGAGCCCAUCAAGAUCCAGCAUAUCAAAGAUCCCCAGGACACAAUUACCUCGCUCAUUUUGCUCCCGCCGGAUAUAUUGGAUAACCGAGAGGACGACUGUGAGGAGCCCACCGAGGAGAUGCAGCUGAUGGCUAAGAACGGCAGCGAGCGGGAGAAAAAAUCGCUCUCGACUCUUGGACACCUGGUGAUCACUACUCAGGGAGGCUACGUAAAAAUCUUAGACCUUUCGAACUUCGACAUUUUGGCCAAAGUGGAGCCUCCGAAAAAGGAGGGCACUGAAGAGCAGGACACGUUCGUGUCUGUGAUCUACUGCUCGGGCACGGACAGGCUGUGCGCGUGCACCAAAGGCGGAGAGCUUCAUUUUCUCCAAAUUGGCGGCACCUGCGAUGACAUCGACGAAGCUGAUAUUCUUGUGGAUGGAUCCCUGUCUAAAGGGGUUGAACAGUCAUCAGAAGGCAUCAAACCCAUAUCUAACCCUUCGAGCCCUGGAAUUUCAGGAGUCGAUCUUUUGGUGGACCAACCGUUCUCCCUGGAAACCCUGACGUCCUUAGUGGAGCUCACCCGCUUCGAGACGUUAACCCCCCGCUUCUCGGCUACCGUCCCGCCGUGCUGGGUGGAAGUCCAGCAGGAGCAGCAGCAGCGGCGACACCCCCAGCACCUGCACCAACAACACCACGGGGACGCGGCCCAGCACACCCGAACAUGGAAGCUGCAGACCGAUGGCAACAGCUGGGACGAACAUGUCUUUGAGUUGGUUUUGCCCAAAGCCUGUAUGGUCGGGCAUGUCGACUUCAAAUUUGUUUUGAAUUCCAACAUCACAAAUAUUCCACAGAUACAAGUGACUCUACUGAAGAAUAAAGCUCCAGGCCUAGGGAAGGUCAACGAAGCAGCCGUUGAUAGACAGAUUACAUUUCCUCUGUCUCCAGCCCUUAAUAUUGAAGUGGAACAAAAUGGAAAGCCAGUUCUUGUUGAUUUGAAUGAAGAGAUGCAGAACAUGGAUGUAGAAGAAUCACAGUGUCUGAGAUUGUGCCCAUUUUUAGAAGACCAUAAGGAAGAUAUCUUAUGUGGUCCAGUUUGGCUGGCUAGUGGCCUUGAUCUAUCGGGACACGCUGGGAUGUUGACAUUAACGAGUCCUAAACUUGUUAAAGGAAUGGCGGGAGGCAAAUACCGUUCAUUUUUAAUCCACGUCAAAGCCUUGAAUGAGAGAGGAGCAGAAGAUAUCUGUAACGGCGGCAUCCGUCCCGUCGUUAGAAUUCCAUCUCUGAAACCGCAGAGUAGCAAGGGACAUUCUCUGGCUUCAUUACUGGCAAAAGUUGCAGCAGGAAAGGAAAAGUCAUCUGCAAGUAAAAGUGAAACCAGUAGUUCUUCCCGAAAAUCCGAAAAUCUCCGCGGCUGUGAUUUACUUCAAGAAGUUUCGGUUACUAUUCGGAGAUUCAAGAAAACGGCAAUUUCUAAGGAACGAGUUCAGCGUUGUGCCAUGUUGCAGUUUUCAGAAUUCCACGAGAAGCUCCUUAACACACUCUGCAGAAAGGCGGAUGAUGGUCUGACUACGGAACACGCUCAGAGCCUUGUGUUGGAUACCUUGUGUUGGUUGGCUGGAGUACAUUCCAAUGGACCUGGAAGCUCAAAGGAAGGAAAUGAGAGUUUGCUCUCCAAAACCCGUAAAUGCCUCCCAGAUAUCGUACGGGUGUGCUUCUUUGAGGCAGGACGAAGCAUAGCCCACAAAUGUGCACGGUUCUUGGCAUUAUGCAUAAGCAAUGGAAAAUGUGAUCCAAAUCAACAGGGAUUUGGGUCCGUCCUGUUGAAGGCUCUGCUGGACAAUAUAUCCUACUUACCUGCAGCUGCCACCGGCGGGUCCGUGUAUUGGUAUUUUGUCUUGCUGAACUAUGUUAAAGAUGAAGAUUUGGCUGGGUGCAGUACGGCUUGUGCCUCUUUGCUCACUGCUGUCUCUAGGCAGCUGCAGGACAGGCUGACACCCAUGGAAGCCUUACUUCAAACAAGGUAUGGACUAUACAGCUCUCCAUUUGACCCCGUUCUGUUUGAUUUGGAGAUGAGCGGCUCCUCCUGUAAGAACGUGUACAACAGCAGCAUUGGCGUCCAGUCGGAUGAAAUUGACUUUUCAGAUGUUUUGUCAGGGAAUGGAAAGGUUAGUAGUUGUGCUGCUGCUGAGGGGAGUUUUACUUCUCUCACUGGACUCCUCGAAGUUGAACCUCUGCACUUUACCUGUGUUUCAACUAGUGAUGGGACCAGAAUAGAAAGGGACGAUGCAAUGAGUACCUUUGGGGUUACCCCUGCAGUAGGUGGCCUUUCAUCUGGGACAGUUGGGGAAGCCUCGACCGCACUGAGUUCGGCAGCCCAGGUAGCUUUGCAGUCUCUCUCUCAUGCAAUGGCUUCAGCCGAGCAACAGCUGCAGGUGCUGCAAGAGAAACAGCAGCAGCUUUUGAAGCUUCAGCAACAGAAAGCCAAGCUGGAAGCCAAGCUGCACCAGACCACUGCCGCCGCCGCCGCCGCCUCGGCAGUCGGGCCCGUCCACAACUCCGUCCCCGCCAACCCCGUGGCGGCCCCGGGCUUUUUCAUUCACCCGUCCGACGUCAUCCCACCCACCCCCAAAACGACGCCCCUCUUCAUGACCCCGCCUCUGACCCCACCCAACGAGGCCGUCUCGGUGGUUAUCAAUGCCGAACUCGCACAGCUGUUCCCGGGUUCGGUCGUCGAUCCCCCGGCGGUCAACCUUGCCGUGCACAACAAGAAUGCGAACAAGUCUAGAACGAAUCCACUCGGUUCUGGCCUUGCCCUUGCAAUUUCUCACGCAUCCCAUUUCCUUCAGCCACCGCCUCACCAGUCUAUUAUUAUAGAGCGAAUGCAUUCAGGAGCAAGGAGAUUUGUGACCUUAGAUUUUGGCAGACCUGUACUGUUGACAGAUGUAUUGAUCCCCACUUGUGGAGACUUGGCCUCCUUAUCAAUUGACAUUUGGACAUUAGGAGAAGAGGUGGAUGGAAGGCGAUUGGUAGUGGCUACUGAUAUUAGCACCCAUUCGCUCAUUCUUCACGACUUAAUACCACCUCCUGUUUGCAGGUUCAUGAAGAUCACCGUCAUCGGCCGUUACGGGAGCACCAACGCCAGGGCCAAAAUUCCGUUAGGUUUUUACUAUGGGCACACCUACAUCCUGCCCUGGGAGAGCGAACUGAAGUUAAUGCACGAUCCCCUGAGAGGAGAAGGCGAAUCUGCCAGCCAGCCUGAAGUGGACCAGCACUUAGCCAUGAUGGUUGCCCUGCAGGAGGACAUUCAGUGCAGGUACAAUUUAGCCUGUCACCGACUCGAAACCCUUUUACAAAGUAUUGAUCUGCCCCCUCUGAACAGUGCCAAUAAUGCACAGUAUUUUUUGCGGAAGCCAGACAAGGCAGUUGAAGAAGACACUCGAGUUUUUUCUGCCUAUCAGGACUGUAUUCAGCUACAGCUUCAACUUAAUUUGGCUCAUCACGCAGUCCAGCGGCUCAAAGUAGCCCUGGGGGCAAGCAGAAAAGCACUGCACGAACUUCCGGAUCCAAAAGAUUUAAUUCAGAUGUCUUCCACCGAACAACUGCGCACCAUCAUCAGAUAUCUUCUCGACACUUUACUCAGCCUCCUUCAUUCUUCCAAUGGACACUCUGUUCCAGCAGUUUUACAAAGCACAUUUCACGCACAGGCGUGUGAGGAGCUGUUUAAGCACUUAUGUAUUAGUGGAACCCCCAAAAUACGACUUCAUACUGGCCUCCUGCUCGUUCAGUUGUGUGGAGGAGAACGAUGGUGGGGGCAGUUUCUCUCCAAUGUCCUUCAGGAACUGUACAAUUCAGAACAGCUGCUCAUUUUCCCACAAGACAGAGUCUUCAUGUUGCUCUCCUGCAUUGGCCAAAGAUCCCUUAGUAACAGUGGAGUCUUGGAAAGCCUCCUGAACCUCCUGGAUAAUUUACUGUCACCUCUUCAGCCGCACUUACCCAUGCACAGGCGUACGGAAGGAGUGCUGGACAUUCCCAUGAUCAGUUGGGUUGUGAUGCUGGUAUCCCGAUUGCUGGACUAUGUUGCAACUGUGGAGGAUGAAGCAGCGGCUGCUAAGAAACCCUUGAAUGGCAAAGAGAGGGAGAGGUUUCUGACAGGUAAUCAGUGGAGUUUUAUCAACAAUAGCCUGCAUACCCAGAGCCUAAAUCGGUCUUCCAAAGGAAACAGUAGUCUUGAUAGAUUAUACUCCAGAAAGAUCAGGAAGCAGCUCGUACACCAUAAACAGCAACUGAACUUACUAAAAGCAAAGCAGAAGGCUUUGGUGGAGCAGAUGGAAAAAGAGAAAAUACAAAGCAACAAAGGAUCAUCGUACAAACUUUUGGUAGAGCAGGCAAAACUUAAGCAGGCUACUUCAAAGCACUUUAAGGAUUUAAUCCGCUUACGUCGGACUGCAGAGUGGCCUCGUUCUACAUUAGACACCGAAGUCUCAACAACAAAGGAAAGUCCGGAGAUAGAACCUCUUCCAUUUACUCUGGCGCACGAGCGAUGCAUCUCUGUAGUGCAGAAACUUGUUCUGUUUCUUUUGUCUAUGGAUUUUACAUGUCACGCAGAUCUACUGUUGUUUGUCUGCAAGGUUCUCGCUCGAAUCGCAAAUGCCACCAGGCCAACAAUCCACUUGUGUGAGAUUGUGAACGAACCUCAACUGGAAAGACUCUUGUUACUUUUGGUGGGAACAGACUUUAACAGAGGAGACAUCUCUUGGGGAGGGGCCUGGGCUCAAUAUUCUCUCACGUGUAUGCUUCAGGACAUUUUAGCAGGAGAGUUGUUGGCACCAAUCGCUGCAGAGGCGAUGGAGGAAGGUGCAGUGGGAGAAGAAGCAGGAGCCUCUGCCGGAGACUCUGAUGAUGCACUUCACCAAUCGUCAGUUCAGCUGCUGGAAACCAUAGAUGAACCUCUGACCCAUGACAUCUCAGGUGCUCCUCCACUCUCAUCUUUGGAAAAAGAUAAAGAAAUUGACCUUGAGUUGCUACAAGAUCUGAUGGAAGUUGAUAUUGAUCCUUUAGAUAUUGAUUUGGAGAAAGAUCCCCUUGCUGCCAAAGUCUUCAAGCCCAUUAGCAGCACGUGGUAUGAUUACUGGGGAGCUGAUUACGGCACCUAUAAUUACAACCCAUAUAUUGGAGGAAGUCUUGGAAUUCCUGUGGCCAAACCACCCGUGACCACGGAAAAAAAUGGAUCCCAGACUGUGAGUGUGUCAGUGUCUCAAGCUCUUGAUGCCCGCCUAGAAGUCGGACUAGAGCAGCAGGCAGAGCUGAUGCUGAAAAUGAUGUCUACGCUGGAAGCUGAUUCAAUUUUACAGGCUUUAACAAACACAUCGCCCACACUAACCCAAUCGCCCGGUGGAACAGAUGACUCACUGCUAAGGGGACUACCUCCACCCAACCAGACCAGUCAGCUGAUUAUUCAACUCUCCUCCAUCCCAAUGCUGAGCACUUGCUUCAACAAACUCUUUUCCAUGCUGCAGGUCCAUCAUGUUCAGUUGGAAUCCCUUCUACAGUUAUGGCUCACUUUAAGCCUGAAUUCUAGCUCCUCUGGGAGUAAAGAAAGUGGAACGGACAUUUUCUUGUACAAUGCUAAUCGGAUACCUGUCAUUUCGCUAAAUCAAGCAUCAAUAACAAGCUUUCUAACGGUGUUAGCGUGGUAUCCCAAUGCAUUACUCCGGACAUGGUGCCUUGUGCUUCAUAGCCUAACACUCAUGACAAAUAUGCAGCUUAACUCUGGUCCAAGCAGUGCCCUUGUGGCUCAGGAAAGCACCGCUCAUCUGUUGGUUUCAGAUCCUAACCUCAUUCACGUGUUAGUAAAGUUUCUUUCUGGCACUAAUCCUCAUGGAACAAAUCAACACAGCCCACAGGUCGGACCAACAGCCACACAAGCUAUGCAAGAAUUUCUUACCCGAUUACAAGUGCACCUUUCUUCAACUUGUCCUCAGAUGUUCAGUGAAUUUUUGCUCAAGUUAAUUCAUAUACUUUCAACAGAAAGAGGUGCUUUCCAGACCGGCCAGGGACCUCUCGACGCUCAGGUUAAGCUCCUGGAGUUCACGCUGGAGCAGAAUUUUGAAGUCGUUUCCGUGAGCACCAUCUCGGCAGUGAUCGAAUCCAUCACCUUCUUGGUGCACCACUACAUCACGUGCUCCGACAAAGUGAUGUCCCGCAGCGGGUCGGACAGCUCCGUGGGCGCCCGGGCGUGCUUCGGGGGGCUCUUCGCCAACAUCAUCCGGCCCGGCGACGCCAAGGCAGUGUGUGGGGAAAUGACGAGGGAUCAGCUGAUGUUCGACUUGCUGAAGCUGGUGAACAUUUUGGUGCAGCUGCCCCUCUCGGGCGACAGGGAGUACAGUGCUCGGGCGGCAGCGGCCAGCAGCGCCUCCGACAGCGUUUCCGACGAAGAAAAAGUCUCGGGCGGGAAGGACGGGAACGGCGGCGGUUCCGGCAGCCAAGGGUCCACCGCGUAUGUGGCUGACUUGGUGUUGGCCAAUCAGCAAAUUAUGAGUCAGAUUUUGUCCGCGCUGGGCCAGUGUAACAGCAGCGCCAUGGCCAUGAUAAUCGGUGCCAGUGGCCUACAUCUCACCAAGCAUGAAAACUUCCACGGUGGAUUGGAUGCCAUAUCAGUUGGGGAUGGGUUGUUUACCAUACUGACAACCCUCAGUAAAAAAUCAACCUCGGUACAGGUGAUGUUGCAACCAAUCCUAACGUACAUGGCCUGUGGAUAUAUGGGAAGACAAGGCUCACUUGCUACCUGCCAGUUAUCUGAGCCCUUGUUGUGGUUCAUCUUGAGAGUUUUGGACACCAGCGAGGCACUGAAAGCGUUCCAUGAUAUGGGGGGCGUUCAGCUCAUAUGCAACAAUAUGGUGACCAGCACAAGAGCUAUAGUAAAUACGGCGAGAAGUAUGGUAUCAACCAUUAUGAAAUUCCUUGACUCUGGUCCCAGCAAAACUGCCGAUAGCAGUUUGAAGGCAAGGGUCCUGGCAUCUGAACCGGACAAUGCAGAAGGGAUCCAUAAUUUUGCCCCACUAGGUACGAUCACAUCCAGUAGCCCCACGGCCCAACCUGCGGAAGUGCUGUUACAGGCGACUCCACCGCACAGAAGAGCGCGCUCCGCUGCUUGGUCAUACAUCUUUCUACCCGAAGAGGCCUGGUGUGACCUGACGAUCCACCUUCCGGCAGCCGUUCUUCUAAAAGAGAUUCACAUCCAGCCUCACCUCGCCUCCCUAGCAACAUGCCCUUCCUCAGUCUCUGUUGAAAUAAGUGCAGACGGAGUGAAUAUGCUCCCGCUCUCCACUCCCGUCAUCACCAGCGGCCUGACGUACAUAAAAAUCCAGCUGGUCAAAGCCGAAGUGGCCUCUGCAGUCUGUCUUCGGCUUCAUCGCCCUCGAGAUGCUAGCACCUUGGGUCUCUCUCAGAUAAAACUAUUGGGCCUCACGGCAUUUGGAAACACUUCCUCAGCAACGGUUAAUAAUCCAUUUCUGCCAUCUGAAGAUCAAGUGUCCAAAACAAGCAUCGGGUGGCUACGGUUACUCCAUCACUGCCUCACCCACAUGAGUGACUUGGAAAACAUGAUGGCGAGCGCUGCCGCCCCCACGGCGAACCUGCUGCAGACGUGUGCCGCCUUGCUGAUGUCCCCCUACUGUGGCAUGCACUCACCCAACAUCGAGGCGGUGCUUGUCAAAAUCGGCCUGCAGUCCACGCGGAUCGGGCUGAAGUUGAUUGACAUUCUCCUGAGAAACUGUGCGGCGUCCGGCAGCGACCCCACAGAUUUGAAUAGCCCUUUACUUUUUGGAAGACUAAAUGGCUUAUCAUCUGAUUCUACAAUAGACAUACUCUACCAGCUUGGAACAACUCAGGAUUCUGGGACAAAAGACAGAAUUCAGGCCCUCUUGAAGUGGGUCAGUGAUUCCGCAAGAGUCGCUGCUAUGAAAAGGAGUGGUCGGAUGAGUUACAUCUGUCCCAACAACUCAAUAAGAGAGUAUGGUCUUUUGAUGCCAUCUCCCUCUCAUUUGCACUGUGUAGCAGCAAUUUUGUGGCAUAGCUAUGAACUCCUUGUAGAAUAUGACUUACCAGCAUUGCUGAACAGAGAACUCUUUGAGUCGCUUUUUAACUGGUCGAUGUCUCUUCCCUGCAACGUGGUUUUGAAGAAGGCCGUUGACAGCCUGCUGUGUUCAAUGUGCCACAUCCACCCGAACUACUUCUCCCUACUCAUGGGCUGGAUGGGCAUCACCCCUCCCCCCGUGCAGUGUCAGCACAGGCUGUCCAUGACGGACGACAGCAAAAAGCAGGACCUUAGCUCGGCCCUGACGGACGACUCGAAAACCGCUCAAGCGCCCCUUGCACUAACCGAGUCUCACCUGGCCACCCUCGCCGCCUCCUCUCAGUCUCCUGAAGCUAUCAAGCAGCUGUUGGACUCAGGCCUGCCCUCCCUUCUGGUGAGGAGCCUGGCUGGUUUCUGCUGUAGCCACCUUUCCAGCUCAGACUGCGCGGCGCCGCCCUCGGACCCGACCCAGGACCGACUCAGGAGACACCACGGCCCCCAGCACUUUAACAAGAUGCCCGUGACCGCGGACCUGGUGGCGCCCGUUCUCAGGUUUCUGACCGAAGUCGGCCACAGCCACGUCAUGAAGGACUGGCUGGGUGGCUCGGAAGUCAACCCCCUCUGGACCGCGCUUCUGUUUCUCUUGUGCCACUCUGCCGCCGCUCCCGGAGGGCACAACUCGGGGGCCCAGCAGGCCAGCGCGAGGUCUGCUUUGCUCUCUCCGGCGGCCGGAUCGGGGCUGACCACCCAGCAAAGGACCGCCGUCGAGAACGCGACGGUUGCCUUCUUUUUGCAGUGCAUCUCCUGCCAUCCUAACAACCAGCGGCUGAUGGCCCAGGUUCUCUGUGAACUGUUCCAGUCAUCCCCUCAGCGAGGGAACCUCCCGACCUCUGGGAACAUUUCAGGGUUUAUCCGCCGGCUUUUCCUCCAGUUGAUGCUGGAGGAUGAGAAAGUGACCAUGUUCCUUCAGUCUCCAUGUCCACUGUACAAAGGCAGAAUUAAUGCGACCAGCCACGUGAUCCAACAUCCGAUGUACGGAGCAGGGCAUAAGUUCCGCACCCUUCAUUUGCCAAUAUCAACCACCUUAGCGGAAGUCCUGGAUCGAGUCUCAGACACCCCAAGCAUCACAGCUAAGUUAAUUAAUGAGCAAAAAGAUGACAAGGAAAAGAAGAACCAUGAAGAGAAGGAGAAAGUUAAAGCAGAAAAUGGAUUUCAAGACAAUUACAGUGUUGUUGUGGCCUCUGGGUUGAAAUCUCAGUCGAAACGCGCAGUGUCGUCCACCCCACCUCGCCCCCCAUCCAGAAGAGGGAGAGCCAUGGCGGAUAAAGUGGGAAGCUCUUCCUCGGGAGCGGAAUCUUCCAGCAAGACCAUUACUGUCCCAGUAUUUCAUCUGUACCACAAGCUGCUGCCAGGCCAGCCACUGCCCGCUGAGAUGACCCUCGCCCAGCUUUUAACUCUGUUGUAUGACCGGAAGCUCCCUCAAGGAUACCGCUCGAUAGACUUGACUGUUAAGCUGGGGUCCAAAGUGAUCUCAGACCCAAGCUUAUCAAAAACGGAUUCCUUCAAACGACUCCAUACUGAGAAAGAACACAGUGACUUACUUGGGAGCUGUCCAGAAGAUGAUGCGAUCGCUGCAAGUGAGGAGUGUAUGGAAGCGAUGCUAGAUGAAUCUUUUCUCGAAACGUGCCCCAUCCAGUCUCCGUUACAAGUGUUUGCAGGAAUGGGUGGAUUGGCUCUGAUUGCGGAGAGACUGCCUAUGCUUUAUCCAGAUGUCAUUCAGCAAGUCAGCGCUCCGGUAGUUGCAGCCACCACUCAAGAGAAACCGAAAGACAGCGAUCAGUUCGAGUGGGUCACCAUUGAACAAUCGGGAGAACUGGUUUAUGAAGCCCCAGAAGCGAUUGCUGCCGAGCCACCACCAAUCAAGUCAACGGUUCAGACGAUGUCGCCCAUCCCUGCUCAUUCUUUGGCUGCCUUUGGAUUAUUUCUGCGCCUCCCUGGUUAUGCUGAAGUGCUGCUGAAAGAGAGAAAGCAUGCCCAGUGCCUGCUUCGAUUGGUGCUCGGAGUAACCGAUGAUGGAGAGGGAAGUCACAUCCUGCAGUCUCCGUCCGCCAACGUGCUCCCGACUCUCCCUUUCCACGUGCUACGCAGUUUAUUUGGCACCACCCCCUUGACCACCGACGACGGCUUAUUGCUAAGGCGGAUGGCUCUGGAAAUUGGAGCGAUUCAUCUCAUUCUCGCCUGCCUGUCUGCACUGAGCCACCAUGCCCCUCGCGUUCCCAACUCCAACCUGAAUCAGACCGAGCCACAGGUGUCAAGUACGCAUAACAGCGCGUCCACAGAGGAGCAGCAGCUCUACUGGGCCAAAGGCACAGGCUUCGGAACGGGCUCCACAGCUUCGGGAUGGGAUGUGGAGCAAGCCCUAACAAAACAAAGGCUGGAAGAGGAACAUGUGACUUGUCUUCUGCAGGUUCUUGCCAGCUAUAUAAACCCUGCAGGCAGCACAGCUAAUGGAGAAGCCCAGUCUGGUCAUGAGGGGAGAGGGCAAAACUGCAGUGCACUUCCAUCCGUUCUUCUAGAACUCCUUAGCCAAUCCUGCCUCAUCCCAGCAAUGUCCUCUUACCUCCGCAACGAUUCAGUUCUGGAUAUGGCCAGACAUGUCCCGCUGUACAGAGCACUGUUGGAAUUGCUCCGCGCCAUCGCAUCGUGCCCGUCCAUGGUGCCCCUGCUGCUGCCACUUUCAACUGAACACGGUGACGAGGAGGAGGAACAGUCAGAAUCUCAGGCGUCCGUUGGUACUUUAUUAGCCAAAAUGAAGACCUGUGUGGAUACUUACACCAACCGAUUGAGGUCCAAAAAAGAUAAAGCAAAAACAGGAGUGAAACCAGAUGCUUCUGAUCAAGAACCUGAGGGACUUACUCUGUUGGUACCAGAUAUCCAAAAGACGGCUGAGAUUGUUUACAUUGCAACCACCAGUUUGCGCCAAGCAAAUCAAGAAAAGAAAAUGGCCGAAUAUUCCAAGAAGGCUGCUGUGAAACCCAAACCUUUGUCCAUAUUAAGGUCCCUUGAAGAAAAGUAUGUGGCUGUAAUGAAGAAAUUGCAAUUUGACACUUUUGAAAUGGUUUCUGAAGAUGACGACGGAAAACUAGGUUUCAAAGUCAAUUACCACUACAUGUCUCAGGUUAAAAAUGCGAGUGAUGCGAACAGCGCUGCCAGAGCCCGGCGCCUAGCCCAGGAAGCUGUGACCCUUUCCACAUCACUGCCACUGUCGUCGUCUUCCAGCGUCUUUGUCCGCUGCGAUGAAGAGCGACUUGACAUCAUGAAGGUUCUCAUAACCGGCCCGGCAGAUACUCCUUAUGCAAAUGGAUGUUUUGAAUUUGACGUCUAUUUUCCACAAGAUUAUCCAAAUUCGCCCCCCCUUGUCAACCUGGAGACGACCGGCGGGCACAGUGUGCGGUUCAAUCCAAACCUUUACAACGAUGGCAAGGUUUGUUUAAGCAUAUUAAAUACAUGGCACGGAAGACCAGAGGAAAAAUGGAAUCCUCAGACGUCAAGCUUUUUGCAAGUGUUGGUGUCCGUCCAGUCGCUGAUCCUCGUCGCCGAACCCUAUUUCAACGAGCCGGGGUACGAACGGUCGCGGGGGACGCCUAGCGGCACCCAGAGCUCCAGGGAGUACGACGGCAAUAUCCGGCAGGCGACCGUCAAGUGGGCAAUGCUCGAGCAGAUCAGGAACCCUUCUCCAUGCUUCAAGGAGGUGAUUCACAAGCAUUUUUACUUGAAGAGAGUGGAGAUCAUGGCCCAGUGUGAGGAGUGGAUCGCUGACAUCCAGCAGUACAGCAGCGAUAAGCGGGUGGGGAGGACCAUGUCCCACCACGCAGCGGCCCUCAAGCGUCACACCGCUCAGCUCCGAGAAGAGCUGCUGAAGCUGCCGUGCCCGGAGGGCCUGGCCCCGGACUCGGCGGACUCCCCGGAGCCGCGCGGCCCCCCGGCCGGGUCCCCGGACCCGCCGCCGCCGCCGCCGCCCCCCGACCCCGUCCGCCCCGGCGGCAGCAAAGACGGCCCCGGCGACUUCAACCUAUGAGCCGCGUCCCCCCCGUCCCCCGUCCCCGUCCCCUCCGGACACAGAGGCUUUGAAGCACAAGCCAAAUAUGUCGAUAUUUGUACGUAAGAAGCUAACUGCGCACUAGGUAACGGAACGGGAACCCCGCCACGCCCUCCAGGAUAGACGGUCGGCCGCAGAAUGAUCUUUUCUUUACCUGUACGAGAGUGUAAACUUUUCCGUGCUUUUAUUUUUCGAUUGUGAGAACCACUGAUUGGUCACGUUUAAAAAAUGUAUGUACACAAGGAACGGAGAAAUCACUGCUAUAUAAGGGAAACUACCUUAGGGAAGAAUGUUUACUGAAUGUUUAUUAUUAUUUUUUACUAGUCGAGUGAGGGCGGUUGUAACAAAGAAUAUAUAUUGGUCAUUCUUACCGCUACUAUUUAAAGUCAGCAACUUUUCACGGAAUUUGAUAGAUUUUUCUGUUCGGCCAUACCUUCAUGCUCAUGUUUGAUUUCUAAAGAAGACUUCCUGUAUACUUCAAUAAAAGUUCAAUGGAUACGC